UAAGCCUAUGCGAGGACUCAAGUCAUCUGGAACCCCACAUCCCAGGGGAACCACUGUUUCCAGAUUCUGUCCCCCACACGGCGGAGCCCGACCACAAUCGCCAAGGUUGCUGCUGAGGCCGGAGCCGCGCCUGACUCGCAGUGCCCCCCCUCUGCUGGCUGGAAGCAAGUGAGCGGCGCGUCUUCCCAGAGCGAGGAUGGAGGAGGGCACGGUCAAGAGGGAAGGGAGGCUGACGCUGGUGCUUGCCCUGGCCACGCUGAUCGCGGCCUUCGGGUCCUCCUUCCAGUACGGGUACAAUGUGGCCGCUAUCAACUCCCCUUCCCAGCUCAUGAAAGAAUUUUACAACGAGACCUACUAUGAUCGGAAGACCUACUACUUGACCGACUUUAACUUGACGCUUCUGUGGUCUCUUUCUGUGUCCAUGUUCCCCUUUGGAGGCCUCAUCGGGUCCCUCAUGGUCGGCUUCUUGGUGAACAAAUUUGGGAGGAAAGGGACCUUGCUGCUGAACAACUUCUUCUCCAUCGUGCCCGCCGUCUUGAUGGGAUCCAGCGAAGCUGCCCGCUCGUUUGAGAUGAUCAUUGUCGCCAGGCUGCUGGUGGGCAUAUGUGCGGGUCUGUCUUCCAACGUCGUCCCCAUGUACCUGGGGGAGCUGGCCCCCAAGAACCUGAGGGGGGCCCUGGGGGUGGUGCCCCAGCUCUUCAUCACCGUGGGCAUCCUCACGGCCCAGAUCCUGGGCCUUCGGAGUGUCCUCGCAAACCAGAAAGGCUGGCCCCUCCUCCUCGGGGUGACUGGGAUCCCCGCGGCUCUGCAGCUCCUGCUGCUGCCCUUCUUCCCGGAGAGCCCCCGCUACCUGCUGGUCCAGAAGAAAAACCAGGCAGCGGCCAGGAAAGCCCUGAGGAGGGUGCGCGGCUGGGACUACGUGGAGGACGAGAUGGAGGAGAUCCAGCUGGAGGCCGAGGCCGAGAAGGCCGCGGGCUUCAUCUCCGUGGUGAAGCUGUUCAGGAUCAGGUCCUUGCGCUGGCAGCUCAUCUCCAUCAUCGUCCUCAUGGGCGGCCAGCAGCUGUCGGGAGUGAACGCGAUCUACUACUACGCAGACCAGAUCUACGAGAAUGCGGGGGUGUCAAAAGAUAAUGUCCAGUAUGCGACGGCGGGCACGGGGGCUGUCAACAUGGCAAUAACCAUUUUAGCCGUGUUCGUGGUGGAGCUUUUGGGGAGGAGAAUCCUGCUGCUCCUGGGCUUCUCCAUCUGCUUCUGCGCCUGCUGCGUGCUCACGGUCGCUCUGGUUCUGCAGACCACCGUCUCCUGGAUGCCUUACCUCAGCAUCGUCUGUGUCCUCACCUACGUCAUAGGACAUGCCCUCGGGCCCAGCCCCAUCCCCGCGCUGAUCAUCACCGAGAUCUUCCUGCAGUCCUCCCGGUCCUCGGCCUUCAUGGUGGGGGGCAGCGUGCACUGGCUCUGCAACUUCGCCGUGGGCUUGCUCUUCCCCUUCAUCCAGGGGGGCCUCGGGCCCUACAGCUUCGUCAUCUUCGCCGGGGUGUGCUUCCUCACCGCCACCUUCAUAUUCCUCGUGGUCCCCGAGACCAAGUCCAAGACGUUCAUGGAGAUCAACCUGGCCUUCGCCAGGAUGAACAACGUGUGCGAGGUGUACCCAGAAAACCAGGAGCUGAGGGAGUUCCCGGAGGAACAGAAGAAACUUCCGGAGCAGAUGGAACUUCCGGAGGAGACGGAACUUCCGGGGGAACGGAAGGAGCUUCCGGACAAACUCCGGUCCGUGUCGGAGGAGCUGCAGGCCGUGUCGGAGGGCCUGAAGGAGCUGCCGGAGAAGCUCAAGUCCGUGUCGGAGGAGCUGAAGGCGGUGUCGGAGGCGCUCCAGGCCGUGUCGGAGGAGCUUCCGGAGGAGCCCAAGCAGCUCCCGCCCUCCACCGUGAGGCUGUAACUCGGGAGGAGGAGCCUGCUGCGUGGUCCGCGGGCAGCUCCCUUCUGGGGUUUUGUCUGAGUCAUAGUUGUCUGUAAAUACCCAGAACUAGGACAGUCCAGUGAGGGGUGCCCAAAGGGCUGCUGGGCAGUUAUUAAAGCCGGACCGACCCACCCCCAGGCCCAGGUCACAGUGAGCAGCCAGCCGUCCUCCCGCCGUGGCUGGGCCAGCCGUAGUGUGGCUGCUGUAACACCAGCUUUUAGGACACGACGCCUUAGUGUGGUGGUGGCAUAGAAGGAAUCAAACUGGGCCAGAGAAGCAAUCCUUUCUCCAAUCCCAUGGGUCUUCCGGGGGCCCCGGGCCUGUGUGCAGAGCAGAAUUCAUCCUCUUGUCGGAUCCAUCUCCAGAACCGCCACUCUCGGAAAGUGUGAGGUCACAAGUAACGGCGUCCAGGAAGCUGGAGGACAGGUCCCUGUGGAGACUUGAACCAAGUCAGGGAUUCUUAAUCCUAAAUUACAUUGUGCGAGGACAAUGGAAUUGCCUCAGUAUACUCAAUAAAACAAAUGUGAUCAUUUUUCA
This is a messenger RNA of Eptesicus fuscus (big brown bat), 2494 nucleotides long. Its product is annotated as solute carrier family 2, facilitated glucose transporter member 5. The record is from RefSeq and is a predicted model, not a curated record. The coding region runs from base 197 to 1936 and encodes 579 amino acids. NCBI's taxonomy places the organism in Eukaryota, Metazoa, Chordata, Mammalia, Chiroptera, Vespertilionidae. Gene Ontology annotation, cellular component: membrane. Gene Ontology annotation, biological process: fructose transmembrane transport. Gene Ontology annotation, molecular function: fructose transmembrane transporter activity. The transcript is spliced from 14 exons.